Messenger RNA from Betta splendens (Siamese fighting fish), 2721 nucleotides. It is a transcript of the gene pink1, whose product is annotated as PTEN induced kinase 1. Gene Ontology annotation, cellular component: mitochondrion. The transcript has 8 exons. The coding region runs from base 135 to 1859 and encodes 574 amino acids. Gene Ontology annotation, molecular function: protein serine/threonine kinase activity; ATP binding. NCBI's taxonomy places the organism in Eukaryota, Metazoa, Chordata, Actinopteri, Anabantiformes, Osphronemidae. Gene Ontology annotation, biological process: autophagy of mitochondrion; regulation of apoptotic process; positive regulation of mitochondrial fission. The record is from RefSeq and is a predicted model, not a curated record.
CUGCGCAUGCUCAGUACUGUCCGUGUUGUUUACGUCUGUGUCCUUCCUCGUUUCUGUAAACACGGGACACGUUGACGGUCACUGCCGAACGCGGGCACAUUUUAAAGUUAAAACAAAGCCAGAUUACGUAAGUAAUGUCCGUAAAACACGCCAUUGGCCGCGGGCUCGCGUUCGGCCGCUCGGUGCUUCAGCUCGGCCUGUUCAAGUCGUGCGGCCGGGUCGUAGCGAAGCUCCGCGCGGACCGCCUUCGCGCAGGCCCGUCGGUCCGCAGCGCACAGCCUCGGGCUUUCCUGCCGUCCCGCUACCGGUACUACCGCACGUCGCUGCGGGGCCUGGCCGCUCAGCUGCAGUCCGCCGCCUUCAGGAGGGGCUUCACCGGCGGCUCCCCGCGACACAGAGCCGUGUUCCUGGCUUUCGGUCUCGGCGUGGGACUCAUCGAACAGCAGCUGGAGGAUGACAGGAAAACUGCGACAACAUGUGAGGAGAUCCAGGCUGUGUUUAGGAAGAAAAGGUUCCAGAGCCCGCUCCAGUCGUUCACCUCCGGGUACAGGCUGGAGGAUUACGUUAUCGGCAACCAGAUUGGAAAAGGCUCCAAUGCAGCUGUGUACGAGGCCGCGGCGAAGUUCGCCCCACCGAAGGGGGAUGACAGCUCGCGCUCCCAGGUGCGGCUGGAGGAAGACGGAGAGGAGGAGACACCUCGGUCCCUCAUGUGCUGCUCGCUGAGGAACUUCCCUCUGGCUAUUAAGAUGAUGUGGAACAUGGGGGCGGGUUCAUCAAACGAGGCUAUAAUCAAAUCCAUGUCACACGAGCUGGUGCCAGCAACUCCUUUGGCUUUAAAUAAAGGAAAAGGCCUAAUUCCCCUGGAUGGACAAUUUGGAGUCUUGCCCAAAACAGUGUCAGCGCAUCCUAAUGUGAUCAGGGUGUACCGGGCCUUCACAGCAGAUGUCCCCUUGCUACCUGGUGCCAGGGAGGAGUAUCCAGAUGUGCUGCCUGCGAGGCUUCACCCUGAUGGUGUGGGGAGCAACCGUACUCUGUUCCUGGUCAUGAAGAACUACCCCUGCACACUGCGACAGUACCUGAAAGUGUCCACACCCAGCCAGAAGGAGGGCUCUCUGAUCAUGCUUCAGCUGCUGGAGGGGGUCGACCAUCUUUGCAGGCAGGGUGUUGCUCACAGGGAUCUCAAAUCAGACAACAUACUAUUGGAGUUUGACUCAGGUGGUUGUCCUCGUGUAGUGAUUACUGACUUUGGCUGCUGCCUGGUCCAGAGUGAUUCCAGUCUGCAGCUGCCCUACAACAGCAGAUGGGUUUGCAAAGGAGGAAAUAGCUCCCUUAUGGCGCCUGAGGUGGUGACUGCAGUGCCAGGAUGUGGCGUGGUGAUUGACUACAGCAAGGCAGAUGCCUGGGCGGUGGCUGCCAUCUCCUACGAGAUAUUUGGAGAGCACAACCCGUUCUAUAGACCGGUGGGUCUGGAGAGCAGGAGUUAUCAGGAGAAGCAGCUCCCUCCUCUGCCGUCCAGUGUUCCCGCUAAUGUGCAGUUAGUGAUCCGGUUGCUCCUCAGGAGGAACCCAAGCAAGCGACCCAGUGCACGCGUUGCUGCUAACAUGCUGCACCUCGACCUCUGGGGGAGAAAGGCAGUGGCCAACAGGGACAGCGCUGACAUGAAAAAGCUGACCGACUGGUUGCUUCACCAGUCGGCUGUGGUUCUCCUGAAGGGCUGCAGGGGCCCCAGUGGGAACACGGUGGAGGCAGAGCUUCAGAGGAGCUUCCUGUCCAACCUGGACCUGGAGGAGCUGCGUACUGCUGUGGGCUUCAUCAUGUACGGACGAGAGCAACGUCAGCCCUGCAUUUUGUCUGCAUAGGUCCACUUAAGCCCUUGAUAUACUGAGCGUGUGUAGUUAACACUGUUGUCCUAGUCAUAGCCUUUACAUCUCAUGGCUGAAGCAGCGUUGUAUGUUACACGUGAUAUGUGGCUGUCUGUGUUUCAACACUGCAUGCAUGACUAGGAAAGUGCUUUAUGUAAUAUCCCUUAUCUUUUUUUGGACAUUGGGUCAAACUCUUUUGACUGUAUCUACUUUUAGUUGCUCCACAUAUUAAUUUACUUGAAGGUAGAGUUUGUGGAAAGAUACCAGCAGCUAUUGGAAAUUCUGUUGUAAGAAUGAAUAUCUUCUCUUCUAAGCGCUAAUGCACUUUUAGGUUAUUUGCCAGGUAAAACCUCCCACACACAGCUGUCACUACCUGUGUAAUUGGUACUACGUUGGACUGUGUAUACGCCUGGGAUGGAUAACUAUAAAGGCCAAUGCAGAUUUUUUUUUAUAGAAAAGUAAAUCAAGCUAUAUAGUGUAUUGUAUAAACAGCACAGUUUUGUAUAUAUUGUGCUGUUGAGUCUACUCCCCUGACAUUUUAUAGAUUAUACUUCCGUCAGCAGUGUCAAUCACUACAUUUGCUUUGCACAGGCAAUGCAUGUGACAUCAUUGAUCGAUAGCUCAGUUCACACUUUAUGUUAAUAGAUGUCAUUUUCUUGUGUCUGUGUUCCUGGUUUGCACUUUGUUUAUGUUUAUUGUUAUUGUGAUCUUACAGAGCAAUAUAUUCUUGUGAAUUAAUUUUAAUUUAGAAGCCAUUUAUCAUAUAAAAGAUAAAGAAUAUAUGUAAAUAAAAUUGAAUGAAGUAUAGAUUUGGAAAUAUUUUUGGGAUGGGUUUCAAAAUAAAAGUGUCUGAAACGUG